This is a messenger RNA of Porites lobata, 1860 nucleotides long. The record is from the annotation of a GenBank genome assembly. NCBI's taxonomy places the organism in Eukaryota, Metazoa, Cnidaria, Anthozoa, Scleractinia, Poritidae.
AUGAUGUUUGAUGACAUCACCUGGAGCACAACAUCUUACUCCUUAAAGGGGUUUAUCGACUAUUUUUCUCUUCCGCAGUUGGUUAAAGUCGAACAUGGACUAUACAGUGAAGAAGAAGCUAAUACGCUUUCAGCAGAGCAGAUUCUCACUUUGCACUACACCAAAAGAACCGACAAGGUGUUUACAAAAGCCGCGGAUAGGAAACCUUUCUACAUUCCCAUAAAUUUUCCGGGCAAGGUGGAAAUACUUCCCACAUUCUGCCAGGACAUGUACUACAGUGUGCAAGACAUUGUCAACGAACCCUCUAUUAAGUUUAUUAAAGCUGUGCACGACAGUCCACCGUCGUUCGGGUUAAAAGCGGGCGACAUUUUAAAACUGGUAAAAACCGUCGAGGAAUAUCGCGAAAAAUAUGUUCUUUGCGAGUUUUCCAAUAAAACGAGGGACCUUGUGAAGCUUCCUCUGAGCUUCAAAGCUGCCUUCGUUCCUUUAGCGAAAGCAGAAACAUUUCAUUUGCAAGAGGUCCUAAACUCCCAGUCCGCAUUUAAGCUUCCAGUUCGUGUGAAAUUCAGCUGUUGUGAAACCCUGAUACACGAUGUAAACAAAGACAUUGAUUUACUGUCUUUUGGUUCCGUUCUCUUGAAAGAAAAACUUGAAGAGUCAACAAUCAUUGCUACGAGUCGAUGGGACAAUACUGUCACGGUUGUAAUGAUUCCUACUGAUUUAGAUGUAACGGUACACCCUGCAGAAGGAGCUAUAAGUGGCGAUAACACGUACGCUAGAUUCUGCAGAGAAAUCCACGACGGCGCUGACCUGGAAAAGGUGGAAUUAUCUCUAUCAAACUACCUGAGAGUAGAAGAGAAGCCCAAUGUUGAUGUGCUGUACGAUUAUGUGGAAGUAAGACCUCAACUUCCUCCUCGAGGUUCCACUAGUUCUCUAUUGGAAGUUAACGAUGAUUCGUCGGAUGAUUAUUUGGACAUUCCUCCACCGCGACCUCCAAAACCAGAGUAUCUGCAUUCGCCACCAUUAUCGCCAACGCACGCACCAUCGCAGCUGCAACAGCAUGGAGACAGAGAGUCUUUUGAGAACAUGCCCAGUGAUGGACAUGACGAAUGUCCACCUCCUCCUGUUCGAACUGCAUCACUUCAGCCAAGAAAUGAUAACCACUUGGAAGGUUACAAACAUGACGAUAACCAACCAGACUCAGCAGAAGAAGACUACCUAUAUCCCGAGGAGUUUGACAUGGAACGUGAAACGCCUCAGACGCUUCCUAAAGCACCACCGCCAACACUCCCAAAGCCACCAGGACAUCGUAGGCGUCAAGCUCACCAGUAUUUUCCUUCUCUUGGUGAUGGUGAUGAUAAUGACGAUGAUGAUUAUGAUGAAGAAGAUUACCUGAACACUGAAGACAGUGAUUUUGAUGAUUCCAGUGAAGAACACGAUUACUUAUACCCGGAAUACCCUGUGUAUCAAAAUAGUGAAGUAACUUCCACGGCGAUGAAACCUCAGCCGAGACACGGUCAGAGUAAAGGAACCUGGCUCUCAAAAUUCUUCCGGAAGACUACUUCCAAGUCAUCCAAAAUGACCUGUUCCUCUUCGAGUUCAGCCACUUACAGUACAAACCAGGAUUAUUCUUCAUCUGAUUUCCCUGAUGAUCUCAGCAGUAUGUCUGUAGCAGAAUUGGGUGAAUGCCUGAGAAAGCUCAACUUAGAGAAGCAUGUUGACAUCUUCUCUAGCAACCAGAUAGAUGGAAAGUUGUUUUUGACAUUUGAUAAAGAACUGUUAUCAUCACUUGGAGUCGAUAAUGUCUUUGAGCAGGCAAAAUUGAUGAACUUUAUAAAUGGAUGGAGACCCAGAACAUGA